Molecule: messenger RNA, 3746 nt
Organism: Peromyscus leucopus (white-footed mouse)
Lineage: Eukaryota; Metazoa; Chordata; Mammalia; Rodentia; Cricetidae
Gene: Spef1
Product: sperm flagellar 1
Exons: 7
Coding region: 2388-3098 (236 amino acids)
Biological process (GO): regulation of cytoskeleton organization
Cellular component (GO): axoneme
Molecular function (GO): microtubule binding
Source: RefSeq, a predicted model, not a curated record
GGUAGGGCAGAUCAGGCAAUGUGCACCUGAUGACCGGGUUCACCAAAGCCAGUUAAAGAAAGUCUUUGCAGGAGCAGAGUGAGAAUGAGAAAGCUUUGGGACUGCGUGGGCCAGGUUGGAGUUGGAGGUGCAUACCAGGCACCCUUGUUUUAUCUCAAUAGGGAGUUCUUCAAGCUGUUCAAGUGAUUGACAUUUUCAAGUCUGUUAGUCACCUUUGAGGACAGUGACAGGAAGGGGAAGUUACUAGGAAACAUUGCACCCCCAUGAAUUGGUAGCUCAUUGUGCAGGGCCACUCCCCCACUCCAGUCCAAAGGUGAGGACAUGUCCUUCUUUCAGAGCUCAGCCCCUCCCCUCAUGGCUCUCCCUUACUGGGGCCCGCAGGUUCCAGCCAAGGAAAGACCUGUGCAGGGUAGGUAACUCUGAGUCCCAAACCGGUUUUCCUACCUUUCUUAGGGCUGGCAUAUUACCUCUGGUAAUUUCCCAACCCCUAACAUACCCCAGCCACCAAGUUCUCCCUACACUGGAAUGUAAGGGGGUGGGGGAUGUCCAAGUCAUCCAUUGUGCCUUGUUUGACCUGGGUGUGGUUCUUUCCAAAAAGACUGGCCAUAAAUGUUUGGGCCUUUUGUGUUUCUGACACUAGGAGAUUAUCUCCAAGCCUUGAAAAUUAGUUGUUCAUGGUUUUUUUUUUUUUUUAAUGCAAGUUUUGUUUAUAUUGGUACUGAGGUAGGGAUGCACUCACAGCCAAUAGCAACCUAGGCAAGAGCCUCACGCUGAGCCAUAAUACUUCCCCCUUGAAAGUUUUGAAACAAAGUCAAGCAAAGGACUUGGGAUUCCAUUUGGCAUCCAUCCCUUUCUCUAAUUGGAACUUUGGAGGAGGAGGAGACCAGAAGGUCUGGGCCUGCUGUGGAGUAUGUUGGAGUGUGCAGUGACCUUUCUCUAGAUGCCCCUGGACAGUCCAGGUCCUUCAUCUCAAGUACCAAGGCAAAUAAAUCACUUUGAUCUGUCUCCUGCCACUAAGAAGCUCUUUUACUGGUCCCAGUAUUUAACACAAGCUGAUGCUAAUAGGGCCCCUUUUUUUUUUGUGCUAGGUGUCAAACACUCAGAUGCCCUUAUGAGGUAACAAAACCCACGACAAAUAGGCAGAGAAGUUCAGUAAUGUGCCCAAAGCCACAUCAUUAGCCUGUUGGAAGCAAACUUUCUCUCCAGGCAGUAUUAGUACUUUGUAUUCCUUCAUUAAGGAGGGACCUAUGUUCCUAACCCUCCUGGUUGCAGAAAUCAGUUUUCAGUUCAUUAUAGAGUAGCUCUUCAGAGGAAGAUGAUGGGAUUGAUGGUGUCUGUUGAAGCUCCUGCUUUCAUAUAUACAGCUGACUUCUUAUUUCCAAUCCCCAUACAAUUACAGGCUGCUUAUACUUUUUUCCCAUUUUGUAAAUUUCUUCCCAAGUACACCGUUGGGACAAGUAGAUGAAAACAGUUUCUGUUUUACAAAGGAGGAAAUAGGGUAAAGGGAUUAAAUGACCUUGCCCAAGAAAGUGGCCUUGAACUGCUCUCCCUGGGAAUCCGGGUUACAUAUUAAAUGUCCCGGUAGGAUACAUUGCUGGGGUGAGGAAAUGGCAGUGACCCUAGGUCUACAGAGCUUUGGGGAGGGGGCUAGUGAGGAAGGACUAUUAAACAGCUUCGGGGCAGGAGAGAUGAUUUAGUGGUUAAGAUCACCGACUGUGCUUCCAGAGGACCCGGGUUUGGUCCCCAGCACCUCUAUGGUGGCUCACAACAUCUGUAACUCCAGUUCCAGGGGAUACAACACCUGUCCGGCAGGACUCAAGAACACACGUGGUACAUAGAUACACAUACAGGUGAAACAUUCAAACACAAAUAAAAAUAAAGCAAUUAUUCAAAAAUAGACAACUUGUCACGCAGAGUCCGUAGGUAUCCGAUUAGCAGAGCGCCCCUCCCCCUCCCCUGGCGCUGACGUGUGGAGAUGCUUCCUUUAGGACUGACCAUUAAAUGGCAAAGAAGGGGAAUGGCUUCUGGGGACGUAGUUGGUUUCGACAAAACCCAGAAUGGGUCAGUGGUUGGUCAGCAAGUGAUGUGGGCAAACAGGUGAUGCCUUCUUGGGGAGAAAGGAAGUUAAGUACCGAUAACUGCCCUUUCAAAGCUGGGGCCCCGGAGAAGGUAAUAUGGAAAAACUACAACUCCCAGAAGUCUCUGUUUCCAGGCAAGUAGCGACAGUUGCUAUGGUUUCGGAAAACAAUAUGGCUGCUCCCAGAUGGGAUUUGAGUCUGCCGAGUAGGGAAGUAAACGUUGAUCUGAGUGGCGAAAGGAGGCACUUGAAGGGUCCUGGGGCUGGCGUUGGGCUCUGUGGGGAACGGUGAGGCCUUGCGCAGGAGCCAAUGGCAAGCGGCGUGGAUGAGGAGGCUCUGCACCAGCUGUACCUGUGGGUAGACAACAUCCCUCUGUCCCGACCCAAGAGAAACCUCUCCCGGGACUUCAGUGACGGAGUCCUGGUUGCAGAGCUGAUCAAGUUUUACUUCCCCAAGAUGGUGGAGAUGCACAAUUAUGUCCCUGCCAACUCUCUCCAGCAGAAGCUCAGCAACUGGGGUACCCUGAACAGAAAGGUGCUGAACAAGCUGAACUUCUCGGUGCCCGACGACGUGAUGCGGAAGAUUGCGCAGUGUUCCCCCGGUGUCGUGGAGCUGGUGCUCAUUCCGCUGAGGCAGCGCCUGGAGGAGCGGCAGAGGCGCCAGAAGCUGGCUGCUGGCUCCUUACAGGAGCUGGCUCCUCAGGAUGGCAGUGGCUACAUGGAUAUGGGUUUGUCCCAGAAGACUCGAGGAGACGGUGCCCCAGCCCUGGGAGGAGGAGAGCAGUCCAGAGGGGGCCGGCCGCUGGCGCCUCGACCCCCUGGGUAUAACCAGGCGCUGCAGGGCGAUCCGAGCUUCGUCGUUCAGAUCGCUGAAAAGGAGCAGGAGCUGUUGGCCUCUCAAGAGACAGUGCAGGUCCUGCAGAUGAAGGUGAAGCGUCUGGAACACCUGCUCCAACUCAAGAACGUGCGCAUCGAUGACCUCUCCCGGAGGCUCCAGCAGGCCGAGCGCAAGCAGCGGUGAGCGGUGCCUGGGCUGCGCGGGGCUUCCCAGUACCCGCCGGAGCCCAGACGCCGCGACCUCCCCACUCAGCUGCCUGCGGACGCAGGACUGGGAGGGCAGAGCGAGCUGCUCACUGGCGCCCCCUGCAGCUGCGGCGCCCAGCUGCGGAGGGUUCGGGCGAAUGUGGGGGUGCUCGAAGCCGAGGCCUGGGAUUGAUCCUCCUCCUUACACUCCAUCCGGGCUAGGAGAAAAGACCACUUUCCACAGCCCAGAAAACCUGUACGGACACACAGCAUGACCUCCCAAACGGUGUCCACUUUGAAGCUCCCGGCGCUGGGCCUGGAGAGGCGGUCCUCUGGUUCGCUCCUUCUCAGCUCGGCGGAUAGCCUCAUCUCCAUCCGUGCUAGUUCUCCACGGCCUCGGACACGCGAGAAGCUAUCCCCGGAAGCUAAGGGAUUCUCUUGCCCCUCCUGGGUGUUUACAUGGGACCCAUCUCAGGGCUGGAGACCACAGCAGCUGGAGAGGAAGGGAUAAGGGGCUGAAGGAAGAAGCCAGGAGUAAGAGAGGCAUGCAGCUGCGCAAUAGCCCUCCUCUCUCACAGGGCGAUGUAAGGAGUGCCUGGGGAAGUCAGGGCAGAGUUGUCUCUAUUAAAGGUAGUGUUGUGUGUUC